Messenger RNA from Scleropages formosus (Asian bonytongue), 1490 nucleotides. RefSeq names its product twisted gastrulation BMP signaling modulator 1a (gene twsg1a). Bases 194 to 868 code for a protein of 224 amino acids. Lineage: Eukaryota; Metazoa; Chordata; Actinopteri; Osteoglossiformes; Osteoglossidae. The record is from RefSeq and is a predicted model, not a curated record. The transcript has 5 exons. Gene Ontology annotation, biological process: regulation of BMP signaling pathway.
CUGCGAUCUGGAAAAAGGGUGUGUGUGUCUUUAAGACGCUCGGGCGCCUCACUGCUGCUUCGCGUGCCGGGACAGAGUGACUCCGACGGCGCGAGAGCGAGAGUGAGAGAAAGGAGGGAGUGCGAGGGAAGAGCUGCGGGGUGAGAACACCGCGUCGAGGUUGUCCACUCUGUGACUGCUCACGGCUUUCGGAAUGAGGCCCGGCUGUGUGCUGCUUUUUCCAGCUUCUGCUGCACUCCUCUUUCUUCUGUCGGGACUGUCGCUGGUCACCGCCUGCAACAAAGCACUCUGUGCCAGUGAUGUGAGCAAGUGCUUAAUUCAGGAGCUGUGCCAGUGCCGGCCAUCAGACGGGAACUGCUCCUGCUGCAAGGAGUGCAUGCUGUGUCUCGGCACACUGUGGGAGGAGUGCUGUGACUGCGUUGGAAUGUGCAACCCGAAGAACUACAGCGACACACCACCAACCUCCAAAAGCACUGUGGAGGAGCUCCAUCGACCAAUCCCGUCGCUCUUCCGUGCACUCACCGAGGGAGAUUCACCCAUCAACAUGAUGGUGGUGUCCUUCCCAGUGGCUGAGGAGCUGUCACACCAUGAGAAUCUGGUCUCUUUCCUGGAGACGCUGGAUGAUGCCCACCACAACGUUUCGCUGCCUGGAAACAGCAUCCAUGCUAGUUAUGAUGGCUCUCGAGAUAACCUGUGUACAGUGGUGUACUUUGACGACUGCGUGUCCAUCCGACAGUGCAAGCUUUACUGCGAAUCUAUGGGGGGCUCCAAGUACCGCUGGUUCCACAAUGCCUGCUGCGAGUGCAUCGGGCCCGAAUGUGUGGACUAUGGCAGCAAGGUUGUAAAGUGCAUGAACUGCCUCUUCUGAGGGAAUUGGACUGGCUCUCAUAAGUAGUGGUUGACCAUGAGCAUGGGGCAGGAUUCAUGCAGAGCUGGUGGGACGUGAAGACCAGUGUCAGCAUGGUAUAAUGUGCCUCAGUAUUGCAGUGUAAAAUAUUUGUCCUUGCCAAAGACUUUACUAUUCAUGUUUUAAUGUACAUUUUUAGAUUUUUUUUUUUUUUUUUUUUUUUUUUUAAAUGGGUUUCUACCAUAGAUGUAUAUGGAUUGUACAUUUUUAUCCCACAGGAAUACCCCUGCAGAGCCAACUCGCAGUUUUUUAUAAAUUUGUUGCCAACUACAUGAUUUUGGUGGCUUCAGAAGUGUACUUAAUUUUCAGGGUUUUUUUUAAAAAUGUGAUAUUUGCCAUAUCAUACAAAGGUAUUUGGUAGAAUUCACCAUGGCAUUUUACCUGUUACAGAAAUUCAUUAUAUGACUUUAACAUGCAGUGACAGUUCAUGUGGUUUUAUUUAAUGAACUUUUUUUUUUUUUUAGUUGCUUGGUUCUGUCAGUACCUACACAGUAAGGUAGGGUUUCCUAAUCAUGUAGUAAACAAGAACAAUCUUCAACUAUAAGCCAAACUAAAUUUAACAGCUGAAAUAAAGGAAAACCAG